This is a messenger RNA of Beta vulgaris subsp. vulgaris (sugar beet), 526 nucleotides long. RefSeq lists its product as uncharacterized. The coding region runs from base 21 to 488 and encodes 155 amino acids. The transcript has 2 exons. NCBI's taxonomy places the organism in Eukaryota, Viridiplantae, Streptophyta, Magnoliopsida, Caryophyllales, Amaranthaceae. The record is from RefSeq and is a predicted model, not a curated record.
UUAAGGAAACCGACCAGGAAAUGGCCGAACGACUGACUUCUGCAGCUCUGAAAGCUGCUCGGAUCAGGGCCGAGAUGAAGGCCAACAAAAUCAACAAACCCUCCAAGCCAAAGGACCCUUCCAACCCUAAGCCGAGGAAGCGCAAGGAGAGGACUGAGGAGAGGGUCGAGCUGACGGAGAAGGCUUUCGCCAAUGCCCGGGCCGAGAAGGAGGCCUUGGCGAAGAAGGCUAGGAAAGAGCCUUCUGUCGAGGUCAACAGCCCUCGACCGGUGUCCGUGGAUGACAAUACUCACAUCUCCGUCCACCCCUCCGUUUUCGAGCCAGUUCGAAGUCCCGGCCAUGUGCCAGGGGGAUCCCAAACUGAGCAGGCGAUGUCCGAGGCGCCCCACCGUUUACUCAGUUGUCCAAAACUGAGAAGAAGUAAAGGAUCAGCGAUGCGCUGGAGAUCCUCUGCACUAAAGCCGACCGUGAUCACAUCAGGGCGGUGAACGAGAGGAAUGAGUCGAGCGAGCUCUUCCGCACCUGG